Messenger RNA from Xenopus tropicalis (tropical clawed frog), 759 nucleotides. It is a transcript of the gene ascl3, whose product is annotated as achaete-scute family bHLH transcription factor 3. The coding region runs from base 122 to 601 and encodes 159 amino acids. Gene Ontology annotation, cellular component: nucleus; transcription regulator complex. NCBI's taxonomy places the organism in Eukaryota, Metazoa, Chordata, Amphibia, Anura, Pipidae. Gene Ontology annotation, molecular function: RNA polymerase II transcription regulatory region sequence-specific DNA binding; protein dimerization activity; DNA-binding transcription repressor activity, RNA polymerase II-specific. Gene Ontology annotation, biological process: negative regulation of transcription by RNA polymerase II; epithelium development; animal organ development. The record is from RefSeq and is a predicted model, not a curated record. The transcript has a single exon.
AGGGCUGCUUAUGAACCUCAGUAGGCCUGUUGCUAGGGCAGGUUGUGCCACUGUGACCAUUACGUAAAGUUUCCAUUUAUAAAAUACGAAUGCCUUAUUUACGUACAGAUACAGCCCAGACAUGGAUAAUUUUAUCUACGCUCUUCUAGAGAUUCUACCGGUUCCAGAAGAUCCGCUAGAUAUUGGGGAGGUGUCUGUGCCAGUCUGUGUGACUCCUACAGCUCCGUGCCCACAAGAUGGUGCCCAACUCUCCUCUACCCCCCACCAGCCCAGUUACAGUGGCAGCUGUAGUGCCCCCUCCCUGCUGUCCUGCCCCACGUAUGGCAAAUAUGAGGGCUGCUAUGGUCCUGCCUAUGUCCGAAAAAGGAACGAACGAGAGCGGCAGAGAGUGAAAUGCGUCAAUGAGGGCUACACCAAGCUCAGGGGGCAUCUGCCCAGGGAAUACGGGGAGAAACGGCUCAGUAAGGUGCAGACCCUCAGAGCAGCCAUUUGCUACAUCCGACGCCUACAGGAGCUCUUGGGUCGGGUACAGGGCGGGGAUCCGAGGGUUGUUAUCCAGGAAUGGGCCAAUGGCCAGUGGAAAAGGUCUUCCCAAGUCUAAAAGAAGGCUCUCCACCCCACAGCAUGAUAUUACUAUUCCCUAGUAGGAACCCUCUAUAACACAAGUAUAUUAUCAAUAUGAUGAGUUCACAGUAUGGCUCCUCCUACACGGGGCAAUCAGUGCACAAACAUGGGUUGUACAACUCUGGGGUCACAUGA